Molecule: messenger RNA, 7701 nt
Organism: Melitaea cinxia (Glanville fritillary)
Lineage: Eukaryota; Metazoa; Arthropoda; Insecta; Lepidoptera; Nymphalidae
Product: kinesin-related protein 4-like
Exons: 17
Coding region: 1-7701 (2566 amino acids)
Biological process (GO): microtubule-based movement; mitotic cell cycle
Cellular component (GO): microtubule
Molecular function (GO): microtubule binding; plus-end-directed microtubule motor activity; ATP binding
Source: RefSeq, a predicted model, not a curated record
AUGAGUGAUAAUAUUAAAGUUGUUGUCAAAGUCCGGCCGCUUAUUCCUCGCGAAAUUGAUGACCAGCUUGGCUACCAAUGGCGCGUAAACAAUAACACGCUCUAUCAAAUAGAUCAAAAUGGAAGAGAUGUUGGACCGUGUUAUACUUUCGACAAAGUUUAUAAUAAAGACACAAAUACUCGUGAUGUAUAUAAUGAUAUUGCGAAGCCAAUUGUCGAAGCUGCGACCGCUGGUUUCAACGGCACUAUUUUCGCCUAUGGGCAGACAUCCUCAGGAAAAACGUAUACUAUGACAGGCACGAAAGAGGCUCCCGGUAUAAUACCACUGGCUGUUGAAAACCUAUUUGAUAUUAUUAAAAGUAUUCCAGAUAGAGACUUCUUAGUAAGGGUAUCGUACGUUGAGAUAUACAAUGAAAAUUUAAUAGACUUGUUAAACCUUAAGAAGAAUAUUAAAAUAACUGAAACAUAUCACAGUGGAGUCAAAGUUGAUGCUACUGAAAGACUGACCACUUCACCAGAAGAAGUAUUAGAAAUUAUGAAUGAGACUAUUGAAUCUCGUGAACACAUUGAAGGUGAAGAGGAAGUGGGUUCAGUGAAUGUGUCACAGUUGAAUCUAGUCGACCUAGCGGGCUCGGAACGUUCCGGACAAACCGGAGCAACGGGGCUACGUUUCAAGGAAGGAACGCAUAUCAACAAGUCUCUAUCUUCGUUAGCUUUAGUUAUUAAGCAAUUGUCUGAUGACCCUAAUAAGCACGUUAAUUAUCGUGAUAGUAAAUUGACACGGAUGCUUCAAAACUCGCUCGGGGGUAAUGCUAAAACGAGUAUAAUUUGUGCAGUAACACCCGCCGCUGUGGAAGAAACAAUAUCUACGUUACAAUUCGCAAAUCGUGCUAAAUCUAUAAAGAACAGCCCGGCAGUAAACGCUGUAGCCACAGAUGUGACGAUGAUUCAAACACUAACCAAGCAGUUAUCGUCUCUCAAGACUCAACUUGAAAGUAAAAAACAUGUUGAGCAAGACAACCACAAACUACAAAAGCAAAUAGGAGCACUCCAGAGGUUGAUUUUAAAUGGUUUCGCUCAACGGACUACAGAUUUAACGGGAACAAGGCGGAAGUUACUCCAGCCGAGACGAGUUACAAUAUCAACGUUACAUCCCAUACAAGAAGAUACAGUACCAGCGAUACCGAAGUUUUGCACACCAAGCUUAAAAUAUAAUCCUUUGUCAUUGGAGAGGGAGUCAGAUUUUGUUCCAAUUCAGUCCUCGUCGAAUCUAUCCAGUGUCUCAGAAGAAGUAUGCCUUGUCACUCCACCACCUAGUGACAAGAUAGGUGACUGCGGUGAUGAAAUUAUCGAUUUAGACAGUGACGAUGACAACACAUCAGAUCUACAGACUUGUUCACCAUACCACAAAUGUUACCAGUCAUCGAAAACCCCGCCUUGUAUUCUUAGAAAGAAUGCAAAGCAAGCAGAGAAAAAUUUAAAGGACAUUGUUGAAUUGACUGAAAGAGAAAAGAUAUACACACCCAAUAUAGUUGAAUUAAUGGAGAAAUUAGAAACUAAAUCAUCAAUAAUAGAAAAAUUGGAAGACGAUCUCAACAAACUUGGUAGACUUAGUAAUGAAAAGGAUUUAGAAAUGGAAAGGCUUAGGAGUAAUGUAAAUAAAUUAGAAGACGAAAUAAAGAACAUCACUUCAGCUAAGGCUGAUCUAGAAACAGCUUGUAAGGACUACAACACUAAGCUGACGGAUUGGGAGUUUAGUUAUGAAACAUUAAAGAAAAAGGCCAAGAGUAGGGAAGAGGAACUACUUUCUCUAUUACAAGAACAUGAAACAAAAACGAAACAUAAAAAUAUUGGUAAAUUAGCAUCGAAAGCGAUAGAUAGAGAACUAGCGAACUUCAUGGACCUGUCCAGAGAAAUAUCUUUAGUCAGUAGUGAUAACGAAAACAGUAUUAUAAAUAUAGAGGAAAAACAAGUAUCCGAAGUACCGUCUUUCAAAAAUAACGUAGAGAGUGAAGUGUCUCUAAACAAUAAGUCCAUUUUAGACCUAAAAUCAGCGCUUGACUCACAGAAACUAAAAAUAGCAAGCUUAGAAAACAUAAAUCGUGAACUAAAAGAACUGGUAACUACAUAUAAAGAAAAACUUUCUUACGUAGAAAAUGAAAAUUCUUUACACAAAUCAACCAUAGAAAAUUUAAAUAAUACAAUUGAAAAACAAAAAGCGGAAAUAGAGAAUAUUAAUGCUGAUGUCGACUCUUACAACAGUGUGAUCAAAGAAUUACAGAUUAAAUUAGCGGAUAGAGAAAAGGUAAAUCUAAGUGACGUUGAAUUAGAAGCUAUGAUAGCAAACGAGGAAAUGUUUAUCGCAAAUAAUGAAAACAUGAAAAAUAUUCUACAUUCGCUUAAAGCUGCCCUCGAUUCAAGAAAUGAAGAGAUUAAAAAUUUAAAAUUGUCUCUUGAUAGUGAAAAAAUGAUCGAAGUCAGUAAAAUGAAAGAAGAAAUCGAAAACAAAAAGAAAGAAGUAUCUGUUCUUAUGCAAGAAGUUGAACGCCUUAAAACAGAGUCAAAUGAAAAUGUUAUUGUUGUAGAUAAACUACUUAAAGAAAAAUCUAACUUAUUACAUGUGGAAAAGAAACUUCAAACUCAAUUGAAUAAUAUCGAAAAAGAUAAGGAAACGCUUAAUGAAACAAUUGCUCUACUAAAUACUGAAAUAAAGGACUUCGAACACUGUAAGAAAAAAUUUAUUUCAGAUUUAAAAGAGAAAGAAGGAGAAAUUAAGUCUGUUAUAGAUAUAAAUGAAGGUCAAGUCAGAACUUUGUCUCAAAAAAUAACAGAGUUAGAAGAAGAUAUUAAAAUAAAAGACGAAAUGAUUAUAUCUCUACAACAGACAGAAAAUAGAACUCAAGAAUAUAUAGAUAGAGUUCAAUCAAAUAUACACAAAUUUAAUAAAAUAAUGGUAUUAUUUACUGGAAAUUUAUUAGAAGUCCCAGAAAAGAUGAGUGAUUUAGUGUCAGCACUUAACAUGCUAGGUGAUAAACUACCAUCUUUGGAGACCCUUGUGUCAGAUUCUAUUGAACAAAAAAAACAGGUAGUUGCUUUAUUAGAACAACGAGAAACAGAAUUAGGAGUUCUUCAAUCACAUAUUAAUGAUCUUGAUAAAGUUAUUGAUAGUUUUUAUGAGGAAUACAAAAACUUAGCAAAUGUCGACAAGGAUAAAAUAAAUAUUAAAUGUUCUGUUGAAUCAGAAAAUGAUACAUUAAAUACAUAUGCCAAUUUAAAAAAUAAACUAAAUAAUCUCUUCACUGUAAUAAAGUCAACACAAACUUAUCUAAUGCAAACUGUAGAAGAUAAAGAGAAAGAACUAAAAAACAUUGAUGCAAAAUGUAAAACUUUAUGUACAGAAUUGGAAAAAGAAUCCAAUCAAGUUACACAAUGUAUGCAGCAUAUUGACGACUUAACUAACAAACGGGAUAAUUUGUUACAAAAUAUUUUAGAAAAGGCAACAGGAUUAACAUCCGAAUGUAACAUCGAAAACAGCAUGUCAUGUCAAUUUAACAGUAAUCCUGAGAACAUGUAUGAACAAAUUAUUCUUACAUUGGAAAAAAUAGCUAAUCAUGUAUCUAUAUUGAAUACGGAACGUGAGACAAAAUAUGAUAAUACUGAAAGCCUACUAUCUGAGGCUAGACGUGAAAUAAAACUACUGACAGAAGAAAAUAUAAAGUUGAUACAAGAUAUUAGUAAUUUAGGAAGCAGUAAUAGUGCAUUGACAAAUGAAAUCAAAAUAAUCCAAAGUGAUGGUCAAACUUUGGCGAAACUUCUUCAAGAAAGUAAUGAUUUAUUGAAUCAGCUAAAACACAAUUUGUUGAUGAAAGACAAUGAAAUUAAAAAUAUAGAGACUAAAACUAUGGAUUGGAAAGAUAAAUUCAAAAAUCUUGAAGUUUUAAUGAAAGAACAAAUUGUGUUACUUGAAUACGAAAAUUCAGAACUAAAAUCUAAGUGUUCAGCAUUAGAAUUACAAAAUAAACAACGGCAUGAUAAUGCGAAAACUAAAGAACUUUGGAAAAAACAAAGUCUUUAUACAGAGGGGUACUCUCCGCCUAGUCUUUUAAAAAUUUGUUGCGAUAGUAUCAUUGAUGUUAUAUCGUCAAAUGAUGAUGACAAAACAAUUAGUUCUGAAACUUCCAUUACAAACGACCUUAAAAAUAUCACUAGCGCUAUGCAACAUUGCAAAUGUAAAGAUCUUAUGUCAGAUUUGGAUGCUUUGAAAACUAAUAAUAAUAAGUUAAAGACGAGAAUUGAAGAGUUAGAAAAUGAAAACGCUAAUCUUCUGAAGGAUCACGAGGAAACACAAAAAGAGGUACAGUUACUUCUAGAAAAUACACACGAAUUACAAAAAAAAGUACUCAAUCAUCGAACAAAUUUGUCCACAUUAACAGCGACAACAUAUGCUGAAAAUAGAUCACUAACCUCCAAAGUUAAGUUCUUGCAACAUCAUCAUAAUAGAUUUCAUCUUGUAUGCCAAAGAGACAUACCAGACUUUAAAAGGCAAUUGCAAGAACUACUAAUUUUAUUAAAAUCGGAAAAUUUAGGUAAACUAAAUGAGAGUAUAAAACGCUACUCACUUCCAAACGCUCUAGAGUCAGUUUCGUUAUAUUCACAAUUUAAAAAUGAGUCUACUAUCGACGGUGAUCUUUUAAUGCUAGAUACGAACGUCACUUUAAAUAGUUGUGAUAAUACUCUAAUCUCUCAUGAUCAAACAUGUUUCGAUGUAACUCAGAUAAAAGUACAAUCGCUUGACGAGAUGAAAAUAGUAGAAACGCUGGAAUCACUUAAGACAGAAAACGAUAAAUUACGUGAAGUUGUUGACGAAUAUGCAAGAAAUAAAAAAUCGAAAUCUCUUAAAGAUACUCAAAGUAGUCCAAUUAAAAUAAAUUGUAAUGAAAAAUUGCAAAGUAAUAAUAAUGAUAGUUUUGAAUCUUGCGAUAGUUGUAAACGUACAGAAGAAACUUAUAAAAAAGAGAUUGAUGUCAUGACAAAAGGGUUGGCGGAGCUUCAAGCUCAAAAAGUAAAUAUUGAAGGUAAAUAUCAGAAUCUUGCUUUAGAAGUUGCUUCGACGAAAAAAGAUAAUUGCGAAAAACAAAAUGAAAUACAUAAACUCAAUAAUUGCUUAAUGAAAAAGUGCGAAGAACUUAAAACUUUACAAGAAGAAUACGACCUUUUAUCGAAUCAAGUGUUUGAAAGUAUAUCUGAAGUAGACCACCUGAAAAAGGAGCAUGACUCGUUAAAAGAAAUAAAUAAUACUUUAACGGAUAAAUUUUCCCAGUUAGAAAAAGAGGUUGAUCGCUUAAAGUCUGGAGAUGCAAGUGAUAAGCAAAAAGAGUGUACAGAAUGUAAUGUCAAGGAUGCGAUCAUAAAAACUUUAAAUAGCAAAGUUCCAAAUACUCAUCAAAAAUUAGACCGUAGCUUUAGUGAUUCUGAUAGUUCAUCGAGAUACAAUAAAAUCUGUACUUUACAAAAUGAGCUACAUGCUGGUAAAAAGGAUUGCAUUGAAUUAAAAGAACAAGUAACUACUAUUAAAAACCACUUAGAACGCAGUAAUCUGUCUAUGACACAUGCAAUGGACUUAGAUGUGAGUAUGGGAGACUCCCAUUUGUGCUCAUUCAAUCAAGAUUUUGACAACGUAAAAGCCCAUUAUGAAAAGUUUAGUAUGCCUGAUAUUCCAGAAGAACGUUCUUUGGAUAGCCAUACAAUAGAUAAAAUAGCUUGCUUUAAUUACUAUAUCGAAAAGACUGCCGCAGAUAAAGAAAGCCUCACGUGUGAUAUAAAAAUAUUAGAUGUCAUGAAAAUGUUAAAUGAAUACCUAGAGAAUAAACAUUCAAACGAGAUAGACAAUUUAAAUAAUAAAUUAAGAGAUUUGGAGGAGUCGAAAUCGGAAAUUCAAAUGCAAUUAAACAAGGUGAACUUAGAUCAAGACGAAAUAGCUAAAGAAUUAAAAGAAAAAGACAGAUAUCUUAAAUUAUUCGGUGAUGUUAUAUCUCACUUACGUAAUAAUCUGGCCUAUAUUGAAAGUCUAGAUUCAAAUAACAUUUUAAAUAAUUUUAGUGAUAAAUUUUUAAAGAAAAUAGACAAGGAAUUAGGCUUGACUAGUGCACAAAUUUUCGAAUUAGCAAUACAAAAUGUAAAAGAAACGCAUGUAAUUGAAUUAGAAAAUAAAAUUUUAGAAAAUGUAGAAAUAAAUAAAGCUCUACAAGAAAAGACAAAAGAAACUGAAUCUCUAAUUGAAAAGUUAUCUGCUCUAAAAUUAGAACUUUUUGAAAAAGAAAAUGAAAUUGAAUUGUUGCAAAGACAAAAAGAAAAAGUUCAUGAAAUAAGUAAAGCUGUAACUCUGGAUAUUGUUCAAAAAGAAAAGAAAUUAAAGGAUCAAGUAAUCGAAAACUACAAUAAACUUGUAGGUUGUAAAGCUAUACAGGAGAAUAUAGAUGUGACACUGCCUACGAUGGAAAUAAUAAAAAUAAUUUUUGAGAAUAUUUUAAAUGCUAGUAAUAAAAAUAAUACCGAGAUGUUAGAAAAAGAAAAACAAUUACUCGUCUUAGAAGUUGAUGAACUUAAAAAGCUUUUAGAUGUCAAAGAAAGAGAAUUACAGAGUUUGCGAAAUGAAAUUGAAGCAAGCAAGAAAACGAUCUUAGACAUAUCAGAAAAAGAGCACAAACUGCACGCACAAAUAACUGUACACGAAAAUUUAGAAAAAACGUACAAAAAUAAAAUAGAAGAAAGCGAUUCUAACUUAUUAAGAAUGAUAAAGAAUUUGAGUGAAUUUGUAUCUCUAUUAAAAACAGAUAUUUCAAAUAAAGAAGUGAUAAUCACAUCCUUAGAAAGCAAAUUGAGUGAAGUUAACAGUAACAUAGAAGAUAAAGACAAAAUAAAAGAGCUCCUUCAUUCAUCCGAAAGUCUACAAAAAGAAAUAGAUCGGCUGAAAUCUAUCAAUGACGUCAUUCUAAACGAAAAAGAAACGUAUACUAAAGAAUUGGAAAAAGCGAAUGCUCUAAUCAAACAACAUAAAAUCGAUUUCGAGAAACUAACAUCUGACAUCUUAACGCUUAAAGAGACAGUAAAAGAGAGUUCGGAAGUCACUAAAAAUUUGAGAUUAGAAUCGAAAAGAUUGUUGGAAGAGAAUUUGUUACUACAAAGCCAAUUACAGGAAAAAUGUAAAGAAUACUCUCGUAUGGAGGAUAAUAUAAAGAAACAUGAAAAAACCGCGGAAAUACAAAGUGGGAUUAUUACAAGGCUUAAAAAACAGAAACAAGCAGAUGAAAAGAUAAGCCUAGAAAAGGACAAUGAAAUCGACGAAUUGAAAAAAAUGUGUAAAACACUAGAAACACGACAUGAAGAAUUAGCUAACGAGCUACAUUCAGCUAAAGAAACAAAUGACGAGUUAACUAAGUGCAGAGAGCUUCUACAGUCCAGAAUUUUGGAAUUGGAAUCCGUUGGCCCUGUAAAGACACGCCUUUCCAUUGAUAUAGCUGACAGUUCGAGACAGAGGCGACAGAGUAUACACGACUCGAAGCGAAUGUUCUCGGACGAUGUGGAUGAGCACGUGAUAAUGGAAGCUGUAUUCAAAUCUCGAACAAAAGCAGAGGAAUUUUUCAUGGACGUCGAUGAAAGUAGCUCCAACAGAAGCACUCCGCUUAGGAUAGACAAAGGGUAG